AUGGUCCCAAAUGAAAUGCAUCAAUACACUGGGGUUAUUCAGUUACUUCAGCAUUUUGGAUGGAAUUGGAUUGGGAUCUUGGCUGUGGAUGAUGACUAUGGGCACAUGUUUUUGCAGAAAAUUGAACCAUUGCUUUUCCAAAACAGCAUUUGUUAUGCUUUCAUAUGUAGAACACCAAGGAAGGCAUAUAUAGAUGAAUAUAUUCAGUUGCUUACAGUGCAGUUAAGAUAUGAUCAAUUCUUUGUGGAGGAUAAAGUCAAAGUGUGUUUAAUCUACGCCCUAAGUCCAGCCAUGCAAAAUCUGAGAAUGAUCAUCCUUGUAGCAUCUGUUUUUUCAUGGCCACUUUUAGGUAAAGUGUGGAUUAUUACAUCCCACUGGAAUUUUGAAUCAAUGUCUGUUCAGAGACUUUGGGAUAUACAGAGUUUCUAUGGUGCUCUAUCAUUCACAGUUCGCUCAAAAGAGCCCCCUGGAUUCCAAGAAUUUCUUCACACUGUAAGGCCAUCUUGGGCAAAAGAAGACAGUUUCAUUCAGAAUUUUUGGGAGCAGGCAUUUGACUGCCCAUUACACAUGUCCAGUAUAAAUGAAGAUAACAAGGUAUUGUGCACUGGGGAUGAGAAGUUAGAGAGUGUGCCGAGUAUAUUAUUUGAAACGAGCAUGAGUGGACACAGCUACAACAUUUAUAAUGCAGUCUAUGUUAUGGUGCAUUCUUUGGAUGUCUUACUCAAAUCCAGAUCCAGAUGUAGAAAUGCAAUAGGAACAGAACAAGUAAUAUUUCAGGAUUUACAACCAUGGCAGUUUCAUUUUGUCUUGAAAAGCAUUGUAUUCAACAACAGUAUAGGAGACACUAUUACAUUUGAUGAAAACAGACAACUGAUUACGGGUUUUGAUGUUGCAAACUGGAUUACUUUCCCCAAUAAUUCUUUUUCUCGAGUGAAGGUUGGAACAUUGGAACCUCGGGCUCCACCAGGCAGAGAAUUAACUCUUGAUGACAAUCAAAUUGUAUGGCACAGAAGCUUUAACCAGGUGCUUCCCAUUUCUACGUGCAAUGACCACUGCUAUCCAGGCUCCAGCAGAAAGAAGAAGGAAGGAGAGAAAUUUUGUUGCUAUGAUUGUGUGCCCUGUUCAGAGGGACAGAUCUCUGAUGAAAUAGAUAUGGAUGUCUGCAUGAAAUGUCCAGAAAAUGAAUAUCCCAACAACAACCAAAAUCAAUGUAUUCCCAAAGUGUUGACCUAUCUUUCUUAUGACGAACCUUUAGGAAUCCUCUUUGUUACUUUGGCUAUUGUUUUCACUUUGAUUACAGUCCCCGUGUUUGGACUAUUUUGGACGCAUCGAGAGACUCCAAUUGUCAAAGCCAACAACUGGAGCCUCACUUGUAUCCUCCUCCUUUCCCUUCUCCUCUGUUUCCUCUGCUCCUUCCACUUCAUAGGAAGACCUAAAAAGAUGACCUGCCUUCUCCGGCAAAUGACUUUUGGCAUUUCCUUCUCAGUGGUACUUUCAUCUAUACUGGCAAAAACCAUGACUGUGAUCCUGGCAUUUAUGGCAACAAAACCAGGCUCUGGAUUGAGGAAAUGGGUAGGGAAAGGACUGGCCAAUUCUAUUGUCCUUUCAGGUUCCUUCAUUCAGGUAGGAAUUUGCACUGUUUGGCUGAGUACCUCUCCUCCUUUCCCAGAUACAGACCUGCACUCACUGAAGGGAGAAAUCAUAAUGGAAUGCAAUGAAGGCUCAGUGAUCAUGUUUUACUGUGUCCUGGGUUACAUGGGCUUCCUGGCUAUUGUCAGCUUUAACAUUGCUUUUCAAGCCAGGAAGCUUCCCAGCAAUUUCAAUGAGGCUAAGUUCAUCACUUUCAGCAUGUUGGUCUUCUGCAGCGUUUGGCUGUCAUUUGUUCCAACCUAUCUGAGCACCAAAGGAAAAUACAUGGUAGCUGUGGAGAUCUUCUCCAUCUUAUCCUCCAGUGCUGGUUUACUGGGGUGUAUAUUUUUCCCCAAAUGCUACAUCAUUUUACUGAGACCUGAGAUGAACAGGAAAAAAAAUUUAGUAAGGAAGGAAUAAUAACUGGUUUUUUUUAAUGAAAUAUUUUUAGAUUAUUGUGAACUGUAUUUAUGUAUAUUAAUUUAUCUUGAUGGAAUUUUAAAAAAUUACUCUGACCUUGAUUUAACUUAAUUUAUACAUAAAACUUGAUAUGGAGAAAAGAAGCCCUUAAAAUAGAUCUGUUUCAAGAUCAAAGAAUGGAUGUGUUAUAGGCAGUUAAAUGUGAAUGAUGAUUACCUGAAUGUAAAUUUUGAUUAAUAUAAUCAGAUGUGUCCAUAUGUUGCCAAAAGCUGAAAGAAUUGCCAUAUACAUAUAUGGAAUUUUGUUAGGUUCUGUAUGCUCCUUUGGCUAAUAAAGGAAAAGUUUAUUUUGGA
Pantherophis guttatus is the source of this 2402-nucleotide messenger RNA. RefSeq names its product vomeronasal type-2 receptor 26-like. The record is from RefSeq and is a predicted model, not a curated record. Lineage: Eukaryota; Metazoa; Chordata; Lepidosauria; Squamata; Colubridae. Gene Ontology annotation, cellular component: plasma membrane. Gene Ontology annotation, molecular function: G protein-coupled receptor activity. Gene Ontology annotation, biological process: G protein-coupled receptor signaling pathway.